AUGGCGGGGCCAAUGUCUCUACUGAUGUUGCAAUCCAGCAUUGGGCAUACUACGAAGGCGAUCCUUGUGGUCGGCGUACUUUCGCCAGUCGCUGUCAUCUUCACCGGUAACACCUCACCCAAUUGGAUGCGUAUCGCACCUGGAGGGGAUUGGUUGCCAGCUCUAGCCGAUAAGCAAUGGGGCGGCGAUUUACAGCAGUCAGAGUACAAACAGCUAUUCGAGGUGCUACAACCAGCUGCCCCUGGGCAAAACCUGGAUCGCAAAGUCCCAAGUGUGCUCGAAGCCAUUCUUGAAUAUGAGUUUCAGAAGGCUGGCAGGGAAGUCGUCGAGGAUAGGUCUGGAAACUACCACGGCAAAAACCAUGGCUGUGAGACCGGGCGAGGCUUAAUCAUCUUCGACGGCAGAUGUCAUAUCGAUACACCAUUUAGAAGCUACGGGAAAGACUACACACUCUCUCUAGAAGUGCGGCCAACAUCUAGCAAGCCCUCUAUACUUCUCCAAGGACAGGACACCACAUUGUGGCUAGGCCAUGAUCAGCAUACCAAUGUCACCAUGAUCAGUGGCGGUUAUCCUUAUACCCUGAACUACACGCUACCGGUCAAUGCAUGGUCACAGAUUGAGCUUCAAGGCCGCGGAAAUCGCGCAUUCUUUUGGGUGAGACCACUGUGCGGUAGCAGUAAUGCCGUUAUCGAACAUGAAUUCAUCACGCGUGUUGACACGAAUUCUGUACAAGCCGCCGGCGGCAUCGCGCAUGUUUGA
Messenger RNA from Clonostachys rhizophaga, 759 nucleotides. The record is from the annotation of a GenBank genome assembly. Lineage: Eukaryota; Fungi; Ascomycota; Sordariomycetes; Hypocreales; Bionectriaceae.